AUGUGCUCGCCUCAUCUCAAAGUCUUCGACCAUAUCGUCUACGUGAGCGGGGUUCGUGUGACGCAAGCUGACGUAGCGCAAACGCUGUUGGUAAAGAGCAUGAAGGAGACCGGCCGCGUCGACCUGGUCAUUGGCCGUCCUACUUCCCGUCCGGCGAUUGCUGCUGCAAUGAUUACCUUGGCGCAAGAAGAUGCUCAUGAUCCGCCUUCUGUCAGGCUGAAUGUGGAUGUGCAGCAAGUGAUGCGGCAGCAGAUCUUGAAUAUGGCAGCUUUGGCGCAAUUCCAGCCUCCGGCCGUGCUUCGUAAUGGUCCCACACCGCCUCAACCGAACAGCCGUCGCAUCACCUUCACUGGAAACAACGAGAUCGUCCCGAUCCAGAGUGAUAAUGUUGGCCGCCAGCUGCGCCGAGUGACGACAGGAAUUCCGAAUUCCCCAAUACGGCAGAGGUAG
This is a messenger RNA of Meloidogyne enterolobii, 450 nucleotides long. Lineage: Eukaryota; Metazoa; Nematoda; Chromadorea; Rhabditida; Meloidogynidae. The record is from the annotation of a GenBank genome assembly.